Molecule: messenger RNA, 4181 nt
Organism: Lethenteron reissneri (Far Eastern brook lamprey)
Lineage: Eukaryota; Metazoa; Chordata; Hyperoartia; Petromyzontiformes; Petromyzontidae
Product: obscurin-like
Source: RefSeq, a predicted model, not a curated record
GUGGAGCUAACGGACAGCGGGAAGUACGUCUGUGACUCAGGCUUUGAGAAAACCAGUGCCACCUUGAACGUCACAGAGCUGCCUAUUAAAUUCUCAAAAGAGCUUGGGGAAUUGUCGGUUGAGGAAGCCCACGAGGCUGAGCUGACGUGUGAAACAUCUCGUGGAGACACUCCAGUCGUGUGGCUCAAGGGUGACAAGAUCCUGAAAGCUGGAGCCAAGUAUCGCAUGGUGCGCGAGGGCAGGAAGGCCAGCCUCGUCAUCAGCUCAGUGGAGCUGGGAGACAGUGACCAGUACACGUGCGACUCUGGGAACUUCCAAACGUCUGCGAAACUCACUGUGACAGAGGCCCCUAUUCAUCUUGAGGAGCAACUCCAGGAUCAGGAGGGAGAGGAGCUCGGGAACAUCACGUUCAGCUGCCGCGUCUCGAAAGCUGGCAGUGAGGGUGGCAUGGAGGAAAGGAACUUCGCCGCUACAACCUGGCUCCAAAUACUCCAUUGGACAAACUGGACAUAUCCUUAAGCUCACGGUGUACAAUUUGCAGACAGGCGAUGCAGGAAAAUACGAAUGUGAGAUUGGGGAUGUUCUGAAAACAUCGGCAGUGCUCACAGUUAGAGAGGCUCCAGGCCUAAUUCGUGAGGCUCUUCAUGACCAGGAGGUAGAAGAGUUUAGAACAGCGACUCUCCACUGCCGCUUCUCCAAACUAGCAGAUAGAGUCACCUGGAAAAAGGACUCCUCAGCCCUGCACCCGAGUGACAAGUACGAGAUGACGCAGGAGGGCGGUAUGGCUACUCUUCUCAUCCACAACGUUCAGCUGGAAGAUGCUGGAAGCUACACGUGUGAGACCGAGAAAGAUCAGACCUCGGCGCUGCUCAUUGUGCAAGAGGCCCCAGUGCUGAUCUCUGAGGCUCUUGAGAACCAAGAGGUUGAAGAGUUUGAAACGGCCACUCUCAGCUGCCGCUUCUCAAAACCUCCACUGAAAGUCACCUGGAAGAAAGGUUCCACUGUCCUGCAGCCCAAUGCCGACCACGAGAUGAAGCAGGAACACGACGUGGCCACGCUCAUCAUCCACAAGGUGCAGCUGGACGACACCGGCGAGUACACCUGCGAAACAGGCAACGACAGGACUUCGGCAAUGCUGCUCGUACAAGAAGCCCCGGUGCUGAUCCGUGAAGCCCUCCGGGACCAGGAGGUUGAGGAGUUUGGGACGGCUACCCUCAGUUGCCGACUCUCAAAACCAGACGUGCCGGUUGCUUGGCAAAAAGGGUCCAAGCUGCUUCAUCCGAGCGCAAAGUACAACAUGGUCCAAAACGGGGACAUAGUUAGACUCGUCAUCUAUGACAUUGAAUUGGAGGAUGCUGGAGAUUACGAAUGUGACACUGGAGAUGAUAGAACAGUAGCUACUAUUUUGGUCACAGAGGCCCCGGUGCUGAUUACCCGAGGCCCUUCGGGACCAGGAGGUUGAAGAGAGUGGCACUGCAACUCUCCUGCUGCCGCUUCUCAAAGCCAGCAGUGAGGGUCACCUGGAGGAAGGACUCCUCAGUCCUGCACCCGAGUGACAAGUAUGAGAUGAAACUGGAGGGAGACCUGGCCACUCUUGUUAUCCACAAUGUACAGCUGGACGACACUGGGAGCUACGUUUGUGAGACGGAGAAUGAUCAGACCUCGGCAAUGAUGACAGUACAAGAGAAGCCAGUGGUGUUCACCAAGGGCCUGCAAGAUCUAACAGAAGAGGAACUCGGAGAUGCUGCGUUUGUGUGCGAGGUGUCCAAAGAAGGGGCUUCAGUAACAUGGCUGAAAAAUGGUGGGGUGCUUUACCCUGGAGCAAAGUGUGAGAUGAGUCAGGAUGGAAGAGCAGCCAGACUCAUCCUGCAUCACUUGGGCCUGCACGACGCUGGGCAGUACACCUGUGACACUGGCCACGAUGUCACCACCGCCACGCUCAAUGUCACAGAGCGAGACAUCCACAUUGUGAGGGGCCUGCAGGACUGUGAGGUGUUUGAGAACAACUCGGCCACGUUCUCCUGCGAGAUCUCCCACGCUGAUGUGCAGGAGGUGGAGUGGUGGCUGGAUCAGAGCUGGCUGUAUCAUAACGAGUUUAAUAAAAUCAGUGUGGACGGAGGGAAAACACACGUCCUUACCCUCAAUAACCUCACCCUGCAGGACGGCGGCUGUGUUACCUUCAAGGCAGGGAAACAGACGUCCUCAGCAAAUUUGUCCAUUAAGGCGGUACCAGUGAAGUUUGUGAAGCGACUAGAGGAUGUAGAUUGUGUGGAGAAUGGAGAAGCAGAAUUUGUGUGUGAGGUGUCCGAGCUGAGCGCUCCGGUCACAUGGCACAGGCGCGAUAAACAGCUGAGCCCUUCUCAGAAGUACGUGAUACACAGAGACGGAGCGGUCGUGAGUCUCGUUGUCACAAAGCUGCAGCCAGAAGACGCGGGGGCGUACACUUGUGAUGCAGGAAGAUGAUGCCACCUCUGCCAAACUCCACGUUCAAGAGGCUCCGGUGUUGAUCUCUGAGGCCCUUCAGGACCAGGAGGUUGAAGAGAGUGGCACUGCGACUCUCCGCUGCCGCUUCUCAAAGCCAGCAGCGAGGGUCACCUGGAGGAAGGACUCCUCAGUCCUGCACCCGAGUGACAAGUAUGAGAUGAAGCUGGAGGGUAACGUGGCCACUCUUGCUAUCCACAACGUGCAGCUACAGGAUGCUGGGAGCUACGAGUGUGAGACGGAGAAUGAUAGGACAUGUGCAUCACUGAUUGUUAAAGCUCCAAAUGAAGUUGCCAUGCCAACCCAGGAGGAGCAGCUGCCACAGGAGGCUGUGUUGUCUGCCAUAAUGGAGAAGCCAGUGGUGUUCACCAAGGGCCUACAGGAUCUGACAGAAGAGGAACUCGGAGACGCUGUGUUUGUGUGCGAGGUGUCCAAAGAAGAGUGCCCCAGUCACGUGGCUGCAACAUGGUGGGGUGCUUUACCCUGGAGCAAAGUGUGAGAUGAGUCAGGAUGGAAGAGCGGCCAGACUGGUCCUGCAUCACUUGGGCCUGCACGACGCUGGGCAGUACUCCUGUGACACUGGCCACGAUGUCACCACCGCCAGGCUCAAUGUCACAGAGCGAGACAUCCGCAUUGUGAGAGGCCUGGAGGACUGUGAGGUGUUUGAGAACAACUCGGCCACGUUCUCCUGCGAGAUCUCCCACGCUGAUGUGCAGGAGGUGGAGUGGUGGCUGGAUCAGAGCCGGCUGUAUCAUAACGAGUUUAAUGAAAUCAGUGUGGACGGAGGGAAAACACAUGUCCUUACCCUCAACAACCUCACCCUGCAGGACGGCGGCUGUGUUACCUUCAAGGCAGGAAAACAGACAUCCUCAGCGAACUUGUCCAUUAAGGUGGUACCAGUGAAGUUUGUGAAGCGACUAGAGGAUGUAGAUUGUGUGGAGGAUGGAGAAGCAGAAUUUGUGUGUGAGGUGUCCCAGCCCAGCGCUCCGGUCACAUGGCACAGGGGCGAUAGACAGCUGAGCCCUUCUCAGAAGUACGUAAUGCACAGAGACGGAGCGGUCGUGAGUCUCGUUGUCACAAAACUGCAGCCAGAAGACGCAGGGGCGUACACUUGUGAUGCAGGACAUGAAGCCACGUCUGCUAAUCUCUGUGUUCAAGAGGCCCCGGUGCUGAUCUCCGAGGCCCUUCGGGACCAGGAGGUUGAAGAGAGUGGAACUGCGACUCUCCGCUGCCGCUUCUCAAAGCCAGCAGCGAGGGUCACCUGGAGGAAGGACUCCUCAGUCCUGCACCCGAGUGACAAGUAUGAGAUGAAGCUGGAGGGUAACCUGGCCACUCUUGUUAUCCUUAAUGUUCAACCGGAGGAUGCUGGGAGCUACAACUGCGAGACAGAGAACGAUCAGACUUCUGGAAUGCUUAGAGUUCAAGAGACCCCAGUGCUGAUCUCUGAGGUCCUUCAGGACCAGGAGGUUGAAGAGAGUGGAACUGCGACUCUCCGCUGUCGCUUCUCAAAGCCAGCAGCGAGGGUCACCUGGAGGAAGGACUCCUCAGUCCUGCACCCGAGUGACAAGUAUGAGAUGAAGCUGGAGGGAAACAUGGCCAUUCCUUCUCAUCCACAACGUACAGCUGGAGGAUGCUGGGAAGCUACGAGUGCGAGACAGAAAAUGAUCGGAACUUUUGCAAUGUUGAAAAUAACAGGCUGA